AUGAUUUGUAAUACUUACCUACAAAAACAACAAAUCCAACUUCCCCCGAUUUUAUUGUAUUUUAGCGUUAUAUUUAAUCAAAUCCAAGUUUUCAGGCAAUUAAAUGUUGUAUAUCAUAUUUUUCUUUUAAAAGAACAUAACACCCUAAAGAAGGAAUUUGACCGCAGUAAUACCACACUUAAUUACAAAUAUUUACAGAUCCGUAAAAACACUUUAUUUAGGAAAUGUGAUAACUUAAAGAUGGUAAAUAACCUCACAGACACUUGCUGCCUAUUAUUAGGAAUUUUAGGAAUGUUGGCCCAGUUUCUGAAUCAACACGGUGAUAAAAUUUUUACCAUAGCAGAAGUUGAAAUUAUUUUCAACUCCAGAGAUGAUUAA
Messenger RNA from Echinococcus granulosus, 378 nucleotides. RefSeq lists its product as hypothetical. Lineage: Eukaryota; Metazoa; Platyhelminthes; Cestoda; Cyclophyllidea; Taeniidae. The transcript has 3 exons. The record is from RefSeq and is a predicted model, not a curated record. Bases 1 to 378 code for a protein of 125 amino acids.